CUGCCUUCGGGGGGACUCUGUCGGGAUCGGGGGCAGGGUGAUGUAUAAGCAUCGAGAGCAGUCGACACUUUCCCUGUCCACAGCAGCCUGUAGGAGUGCACAUUGCCAUCAACAUCCAAUCCGACAUCAUGACAACACUCGAUCCGUCCCACUUCCCAUCGCUAAGCCUCGCCUCAACGGACGAUCGAACCCACGGCGCUGCCACCCACCCGGUCCGGCUCGACCAUCCGGCGUCGUCCUCAUCCGCUGGGCUUGACGAAGAUCCGGAUCUCCCGAGCCCCACAUCCUCCUUCUUCGAGCCCAAAGAGCUCCCCCAUCGAUUGGCCACGCUUCAGUUACCCGAUCUUCGCUUCGAACAGGGCUAUCUCUUGAGUCUCAUGCCCUUUUUCCACUUCCAUCGCCCCACCAAUCUCGAUCAAUCAAACCAUGUCGAUUGCAAUCAAACCCGCCCUCCGUACGUCUUUGGGAAAGAGGAAGCUCCCAUCAUGGCCGUCCCCGAUCUGACCUCGGCCGAGCCUGAUAAUUAUUACCUCGGAUCUAAUUUCUACGUGGAGUGGAAGAUGGUGGUGUAUGUAACGCUGAGAGAUCAGCUCUUCUAUCCGCUUCUUCAGGGCUGCUUAUGGGGCUCCGCAUCACUCGUCGUAUCUCAUUUCUGGAGAAUCCGUGCCAAUUACCGAAGACCUCCGAAACCUAUGGCUAAGGUUCCUUCAGAGCAAUCUCCAGGCCCAAGGCUCCCCAAACCGGAAACAUUAUAGGCCCGAUUUGUGGGCACCAUCUGGGGCGGAAUUCAAACUAAUGUAACACUAUCCUGACGGAUUUUGAGGCAGCGACUAGCCCCUCCUUUUUUUUUCUAGAAAUGUAUUAACUUAACUUAACUCGCAAGUAGUAGCCCCGCAGGGUUCACGUGAUUUUGUAAGGAUGCUGGUACCCAGCGCAUUGUAUCGGUUAUUUUGAUCAGCCUAACGCGCUCUGAAUGUAGACCUAGCGAGUCAAUCGUGGCACUUUCCAUGGACUUUACAAACCCACUCCCUUGAUGGGACCAAAACAGCCUCAGGC
Molecule: messenger RNA, 1056 nt
Organism: Puccinia graminis f. sp. tritici CRL 75-36-700-3
Lineage: Eukaryota; Fungi; Basidiomycota; Pucciniomycetes; Pucciniales; Pucciniaceae
Exons: 3
Coding region: 129-755 (208 amino acids)
Biological process (GO): mitophagy
Molecular function (GO): mitochondrion autophagosome adaptor activity
Source: RefSeq, a predicted model, not a curated record